Messenger RNA from Eimeria necatrix, 468 nucleotides. RefSeq names its product ribosomal protein L11, putative. Gene Ontology annotation, biological process: translation. The transcript is spliced from 5 exons. Gene Ontology annotation, cellular component: mitochondrial large ribosomal subunit; ribosome. NCBI's taxonomy places the organism in Eukaryota, Apicomplexa, Conoidasida, Eucoccidiorida, Eimeriidae. The record is from RefSeq and is a predicted model, not a curated record. Gene Ontology annotation, molecular function: structural constituent of ribosome; large ribosomal subunit rRNA binding. The coding region runs from base 1 to 468 and encodes 155 amino acids.
AUGAGCAACCUAGGGAGGUUCCGCCUCAUCGUGCCCGCGGCGAAUGCAAAGCCCUCUCCGUCAAUAGGGCAGACCUUGGGACCCCUGGGCAUCAACAUGAUGGCAUUUUGCAAAGAAUUUAAUGCGCGAACCGCAAAAAUACGGCCGGACGUUCCUGUACAGGUCACAAUUGUGCCGAAUGCAGACAGGACAUUCAAGUUCAGUCUGCGCACGCCAAGCAGCACUUGGUUCCUUCUCAGGGCGGCGAGGUGCCCCAUGGGCAGUGAACAGGCAGGAAAGGAAGUAAUCGGCAACGGAAUUUGCCGCUCCUUGAUUGGCUCUGCCAGAGCUAUGGGCAUUCGGGUAACUCCGGAGCUCCUACCCGCUUUUAGUAAGCGCGAUUACACGCCAGUCGAAAAUCUCGAACAAAUGAGAAAGGAUCUACGACAGAAACGCAAAGCGGCACGACGGGCGAAUGCCAAGGCAUAA